Messenger RNA from Diaporthe amygdali, 1293 nucleotides. RefSeq lists its product as uncharacterized. Gene Ontology annotation, cellular component: peroxisomal membrane; peroxisomal importomer complex; peroxisome. Gene Ontology annotation, molecular function: protein binding. The coding region runs from base 1 to 1293 and encodes 430 amino acids. Gene Ontology annotation, biological process: protein import into peroxisome matrix, docking. NCBI's taxonomy places the organism in Eukaryota, Fungi, Ascomycota, Sordariomycetes, Diaporthales, Diaporthaceae. The transcript is spliced from 2 exons. The record is from RefSeq and is a predicted model, not a curated record.
AUGGCCUCACCUCCAAAGCCGUGGGAACGUCCAGGUGCAACAGCAGCACCACCCGCCGCAACCUCUUCCGCCGCCACCCCAACCGCCUCAACGACCUCCGCUGCUUCUCCCGCCAUCCCGCCACGACCCGAGUCCCUGACCGCAUCAGUCAACCAGAACGCCGCCGCAUAUAGCAGGAUGGGUUCCACCGGCUACGGAGCAUAUGGAGCAGGCGGUUAUCCAUCCUCGUAUUCCUCGUACGGGUCGCCAUACGGCGGCAUGGCGGGCGGCAUCGGUGGCUAUGGAGGUAUGGGAUACGGCGGAGGAAUGUACGGUGGCUACGGCGGUUAUCGGAGCAUGGGAGGAUAUGGCGGCAUGGGAGGAUAUGGAAUGGGCGGCAUGCAAGAUCCCAACAACCCGGAAAGUUUGACGAACAGGGUCAACCAGAGCACCCAGGCCACCUUCCAAGUGCUGGAAGGCAUCGUGGGCGCGUUCGGUGGAUUCGCACAGAUGCUCGAAAGCACGUACAUGACCACACACUCGAGCUUCUACGCUGUGGUUGCCGUGGCCGAGCAGUUUGGAAACCUCCGCGACACCCUUGGCCAUGUCCUCGGCAUAUACACAAUAAUGCGAUGGAUGAGGACGCUCAUCGCCAAGAUUACCGGGCGACCACCACCAGCCGACGCGAUGGCCCUCACACCGGCCUCUUUCGCGAGGUUCGAGGGCCGACACGCGGCGGACGGCUCACCAUCGCCCGCGAGGCCGAGCCGCAAGCCGCUCAUCUUCUUCCUCCUGUUCGCCUUCGGUCUGCCAUACCUCAUGACCAAGAUGAUCCGGUCGAUGGCCGCGUCGCACGAGGAGGAAGAGCGCAGGCGGCAACAGCAGCUGCAGGCGCAGCCGAUCGACCCGUCCAAGCUCGAGUUCUGCCGCGUGCUGUGGGACUUCUCGCCCGAGGCGAACGGCGACUCCGUGGUCAAGGGCGUGGACCUGGAGGUCAAGAAGGGCGACCUGGUCGCCGUGCUCAGCAAGACGGACCCGCUGGGCAACCCGAGCGACUGGUGGCGCUGCCGGUCUAGGGACGGCCGCAUGGGCUACCUGCCGUCGACGUUCCUCGAGGUCGCCAGGCGGCCCGUGGCUGCCAUCAAGGCCACGGCCUCGCUCGACAGUAGUAGGGCCAACUCGCUCACCAGCAGUGUUGUGAGUGCGGUCCAGAAACCCAUGGCGGCCCCCGAGCCGGAGAAGGUGCCUGUGCCGGCGGGCAAGCCUGGCGAUAUCACUGCCGACAGCUUCCAGAAGUCGCAGUUCUACAGCUAG